Molecule: messenger RNA, 1591 nt
Organism: Neoarius graeffei (lesser salmon catfish)
Lineage: Eukaryota; Metazoa; Chordata; Actinopteri; Siluriformes; Ariidae
Product: DNA translocase FtsK-like
Exons: 3
Coding region: 3-1355 (450 amino acids)
Source: RefSeq, a predicted model, not a curated record
ACAUGGCAAAGAUAUUUAAUGUCUGUGAUAUACUAAGCAAAGAUGAUAAACCCACUGCCUGCCUUAGAGAUCUGAAGCCAGGGGAAGAAGUACUUGCAAGAUGGUCCAACAGCAAGUUCUACCGCACCACAGUGGACUUCGUUGGAACAGAUAACAAGACAGUGGAUGCCAAGAAGGCCACAAAGAAAGACAUGAAAAAAAGAGAUGCAGCUGCUCAAAGAUUCUACAACCUUCCAUCACUACCUCAAGCAGGUCAGUCCACCUCUGUACAGGAUCAUCCAAAUACUGUGGACCACAAUGUCAUCCAGCCUCCAACUACCUGGCCAGUGUACCAACCUCAACCUAUCGAGUCAUCUUUACCUAUCCAGCCACAGCACCAGCCUGUAACUGCCUGGCCACAGUACCAGGUUCCAGUUUCCCAGUCAUCACCACACACGCAUCCAUGUUACCAGCAUCCACCUAUCCAGCCACUCCACCAGUAUGCACCCACUCUGUCUCCAGUCACACAUUGUUCCAACCUUUCGCAGUAUCCAAAGCAUCACCAACCUCACACGGCACUGCCCACAUCUUCAGACCUGUCACAACAACCUGUUUUGGUGGAUUUGGAUCACCGAAGACAGCCACCAGCUCCUACUGUAACACCCAAAGAAAGCUUUCUCAAAAUGUUGUACAGUCCUAAUAAAAACCAAAAACCUGCUGUUCUUGGGGACCAGAGCCAGCCUAGUACGUCUGAACAUGAGACUUCUUCAAGCUCAUCAUCUGCAGAUACUUUAAUCAUCGAGCGUGAUCCACUUCCAGAAUAUGGAGAGCCAGUUUUCAGUUUGCCUGAAUCAAGAGAAGACAGAUCAUGGAAGCCAUGCAGGGCAUGCAAGCCAGAGGUGGAAAAAUUAGUGGAGGAGAAGGCCAAACUGCAGGAUGUGCUGUGCGGUAUAAGUGGUGAGCACCUCGAGGCAUUAAAAAGCUUUCUGAACAAAGUGGAACAGAUCCAACCUCAGGCUGGUGUUGGGGCUCCAGAACACAGAUCUGGGAAGCAAGAGCUGUAUCCAGAAAGUGGCCUAUUCGUGUCUUCUACCCGCCUGGCUGCAAUACAUGCAGAAGCAAAGAAGGACUGCCUCCGAUUGUUCCAUCUUCUUUUUGAUGAGUUCUUUACUGCAGCAGAGUGCCGAAAUGCUGUGGCCUUUGGGAAGCACGGGAAGGUGCCAGAUGGGAAGACAGUCCUGGAUAAGUUCAAGGUCAAUGGGAUUCUAACUUACAUCAUGCGCUGUAGUACCCUGGAUGGAUGGACACCUGUGGAGAAAAGUAAGGUCAAAAAAGCCUUCAUAAACAAAUGCCGCAUCAGGGCCACAACACUGUAAAGUAUUGGAUGUGGCACACUGAGACAUUUGUUGAAAUGACCAUGUUCAAAAAAAGCCCCUGUAUACAAAUGCUGCAUGAGGGCCUUAAGACUCUAAAGUUGUUAAAUGUUGUGCAAUGUGCACUGUUGUAAAGUUGUGCUGAUACUGCUUAAAACACUGGAGACCUUGUUACUGUUUUAAAAACAUAGGUUUACUGAAAAGGGACACAUUUAUUGUUCAGGUUUUAUAAUGACAAU